AUGUCUCGUGACUAUAGAAAACAGUCUCUGGGUGCAAACAGUAAUACAAUUGGCAGGCGUAUGAGUUUCAGACAGUCCCUACGCAAUAAGCCAGUCCGUAUUUAUCAACCUACAUAUCGACUUGAUCCAAAGAAACGCUUUGAUGCCGAGAAGAUAGAAAAAAUACUAAAAAGAGUGGUGGACGGGGAAUUAAUUGAGAUUGAGUACAUCGAGAAAGUAGUUCCAGAUUUGUGUAUGAACCUCGCUGAUAUGAUACGCAACGCCGUAAAAGAAGAAAACUAUGACAGGUACAGAAUCAUUGUGAGUGUGUGUAUCGGUCAAAAACGGCAGCAGAGUGUCCAAAUAUUUCAUACGUUCCUAUGGGACCACGAACGUGAUGCCUUUGCCUCGUACAAUUAUGAGAAUCCCCAUAUAUUUGCAAAUGUAGUUGUAUAUGGAGUGUAUCUAGAUUAA
Spodoptera littoralis (African cotton leafworm) is the source of this 453-nucleotide messenger RNA. NCBI's taxonomy places the organism in Eukaryota, Metazoa, Arthropoda, Insecta, Lepidoptera, Noctuidae. The record is from the annotation of a GenBank genome assembly.